Molecule: messenger RNA, 4576 nt
Organism: Cornus florida
Lineage: Eukaryota; Viridiplantae; Streptophyta; Magnoliopsida; Cornales; Cornaceae
Product: stromal processing peptidase, chloroplastic
Exons: 25
Coding region: 262-4071 (1269 amino acids)
Molecular function (GO): metal ion binding
Source: RefSeq, a predicted model, not a curated record
ACCGACCUUUCUAAAAAAAAAAAAUCAGGGCCAAGUCAAGGCCUCCCAAGCCACAAAACCGUUAAUCGUCCAUUAGAUAGAUACUCCCGACGGACGGGGUUUGUUUUCUUGACGCCGAUUAUUAUUAGUAUCACCUCCUUGCCUGUAAACCCUAAACCUACACUGUUAGGGGAGGCUUUAGUACUGUGUACACAACUAUACAUACAUAUAUAUAGAUAAUUAGAUAUAUAGGUGUUGGAGGUUGGAACCCUAUCCCAAGCCAUGCAUACCUCAUCGGUGAUGUUUGGCGCAAAGCCUUUGUUGACUCCUUUGAUUCCAGUGAAAUCUCUCCUCUACAAUCCCACCACCAUUAACGAUUCCUCCUCAACCAACGCCGGUUCGUUAAGACCUCCAUCUACUGUUUCUCUCAAAUGGGCUCACAAUAAAACUAUUACUUUGCGUCCGCAGAGACGCAGGCGGUGCCGUGCUCAUUUUGUUACCCCCAAGAAUGCUUGGAGGCAAUGUACUUCCGUGUUCGAUAAAUCAUUGAGCGGAGCAACUUUGCCAGAUCAACAUCAACGCUUAUCUUGUUUUUGUUAUCACCGCAAUAGAGGGUCCAGAUUCAAUAGAUUUACACCAGGAGUCUUUCUUGACAAAUCUACUUUCCAUUUGUCGAAGCACACAAUUGACAAUGUGUUUGUGAAGCAAGUUGUUCCACAUGCAGCUGUGGGUCCAGAUGAACCACAUGCAGCAAGUGUAGCCUGGCCUGAUGGUACUUUGGAGAAGCAAGGUUUCGAUUUGUUGGAUCCUGAAGUAGAAGGAGCUGAGUUAGAGGGGUUUUUAAAUUCUGAACUUCCAUCUCACCCGAAGUUGUAUAGGGGACAAUUAAAAAAUGGACUUCGCUACCUCAUUUUACCAAAUAAAGUUCCGCCAAAUAGGUUUGAAGCGCACAUGGAAGUUCAUGCUGGAUCAAUUGAUGAAGAAGAUGACGAGCAAGGAAUUGCACAUAUGAUUGAACAUGUUGCAUUCCUUGGAAGUAAGAAGCGUGAAAAACUUCUCGGGACAGGAGCGCGUUCAAAUGCUUACACAGAUUUCCAUCAUACUGUGUUUCAUAUCCAUUCACCAACUAGUACAAAGGACUCUGAAGGUGAUCUACUUCCAUUUGUUUUGGAUGCUUUGAAUGAGAUAGCUUUUCAUCCAAAAUUUCUUACUUCUCGGGUUGAGAAAGAAAGGCGGGCAAUAUUAUCAGAACUACAAAUGAUGAAUACAAUAGAGUACCGUGUCGACUGCCAGUUGUUACAACAUCUGCAUUCUGAAAACAAGCUGAGCGAAAGAUUUCCAAUCGGACUAGAAGAACAGAUUAAGAAGUGGGAUGCUGAUAAAAUCAGGAAAUUUCAUGAGCGCUGGUACUUUCCAGCAAAUGCCACCUUAUAUAUGGUGGGGGAUAUCGAUAACAUUUCUAAGACAGUUCACCAUAUCGAAGCUGUCUUUGGUCAAACUGGCAUGGAAAAUGAGACAGCUCCCGCACCCGCACCUAGUGCGUUUGGCGCAAUGGCUAGUUUCCUUGUUCCUAAGCUCCCAGUAGGACUGGCUGGUAGUUUAUCUCAUGAUAGUUCAUCUAUUUCUAUGGAGCAAUCAAAAAUUUUUAAGAAGGAAAGGCAUGCAGUUCGUCCUCCUGUCAAGCAUAAUUGGUCCCUCCCUGGGAGCAAAGAGGAUGCAAAGACUCCACAAAUAUUUCAGCAUGAGUUACUUCAGAAUUUCGCAAUUAAUAUGUUCUGCAAGAUUCCUGUGAAUAAGGUUCAGACAUUUGGUGAUUUGCGAAAUGUUCUGAUGAAGAGGAUAUUUCUUUCUGCUUUGCAUUUCCGGAUUAAUACGAGAUACAAGAGUUCAAAUCCUCCAUUCACCACAAUUGAAUUGGAUCACAGUGAUUCAGGAAGGGAAGGUUGCACAGUAACCACUCUUACUGUAACGGCUGAACCCAAAAAUUGGAAAAGUGCAAUUAAAGUUGCUGUGCAUGAGGUUAGAAGGCUUAAAGAGUUUGGCGUCACGAAAGGUGAAUUAGCUCGUUAUUUGGAUGCACUACUGAAAGAUAGUGAACAGUUGGCCGCUAUGAUUGAUAGUAUUUCGUCAGUGGAUAGUUUGGAUUUCAUUAUGGAGAGUGAUGCACUUGGCCAUACAGUGAUGGAUCAAAGACAAGGACACGAGUGUUUGGUUGCUGUUGCUGGAACAGUCACCCUUGAAGAAGUCAAUUCUACGGGCGCUGAGGUGUUAGAAUUCAUCUCUAAUUUUGGAAAACCAUCUGCACCUCUUCCCGCGGCGAUUGUUGCUUGUGUUCCAAAGAAAGUGCAUGUUGACGGAAUAGGUGAAACUGAUUUCAAGAUAAUGCCAAGUGAGAUCACGACUGCUAUUAGAGCGGGUUUGGAGGAGCCCAUAGAGGCUGAACCAGAGCUUGAGGUGCCAAAAGAAUUGAUAUCCUCGCCACAGCUGCAGGAGUUAAGGUUGCAGCAGAGGCCAUCCUUUAUUCCUUUAAGUUCAGAUGUAGAUGUCACAAAAAUAUAUGACAAGGAAACAGGGAUCACUCAGCGGCGCCUUUCUAAUGGAAUUCCUGUAAACUACAAGAUAUCAAGAAAUGAGGCCCGGGGAGGUGUCAUGCGGCUUAUAGUUGGUGGUGGAAGAGCAGCUGAAGAUUCUGAGUCAAGGGGAGCUGUUGUUGUGGGUGUUCGCACUCUAAGUGAGGGCGGUCGUGUUGGCAAUUUUUCAAGGGAGCAGGUAGAACUUUUUUGUGUGAAUCACCUGAUAAAUUGCUCACUAGAGUCCACUGAAGAACUUAUUUGCAUGGAGUUCCGUUUUACUUUAAGAGACAAUGGGAUGCGUGCAGCUUUCCAGUUACUUCAUAUGGUACUCGAGCAUAGCGUCUGGCUUGAGGAUGCAUUUGAUAGAGCAAGACAGUUAUAUCUGUCAUAUUACCGAUCCAUUCCCAAAAGCUUAGAACGCUCAACUGCUCACAAGCUUAUGCUAGCAAUGUUGAAUGGUGAUGAGCGGUUUGUUGAGCCCACUCCACAUGCAUUACAAAAUCUAACAUUGCAACGUGUAAAAGAUGCAGUGAUGAAUCAGUUUGUUGGUGAUAACAUGGAGGUGAGUAUAGUUGGGGACUUCUCAGAAGAGGAGAUCGAGUCAUGUAUUCUUGAUUAUCUAGGAACGGUUAAAGCUACAACAGGUGUUGAGAGACCGCAAGGGUUUAGCCAGAUAAUGUUUCGACCAUCUCCCUCUGAUUUGCAGUUUCAACAAGUAUUCUUGAAGGACACUGAUGAGAGAGCAUGUGCAUAUAUUGCAGGCCCAGCACCAAACCGCUGGGGUUUUACUGUCAAAGAGGAAGACCUUUUCGAAUCCAUAAGCAAUAUCUCAGCCAAUUAUGAUGAACAAUCAAAAUCACAGGAACCACUUGUGGAGGAUGGUGUUGAAAAGCAACUGCAAGGAAGAUUCCGAAGUCAUCCUCUCUUUUUUGCCAUAACAAUGGGACUGCUAGCCGAGAUAAUAAAUUCUAGGCUUUUUACUUCAGUCAGGGAUUCUCUUGGAUUGACAUAUGACGUGUCAUUCGAAUUAAACAUGUUCGAUAGGCUAAACCUUGGGUGGUAUGUGAUCUCAGUAACAUCAACUCCGGGCAAGGUGUAUAAAGCUGUUGAUGCUUGCAAAAACGUCCUUAGAGGUUUGCAUAGCAACAAGAUUGCCCAAAGGGAGUUGGACCGGGCGAAACGGACCCUGAUGAUGAGACAUGAGGCUGAAAUCAAGUCAAAUGCCUAUUGGCUUGGAUUGUUAGCUCAUUUGCAAGCUGCUUAUGUUCCAAGAAAGGACAUAAAAUGCAUUAAAGAUCUCACUUUGCUAUAUGAUGCUGCCACAAUUGAGGACAUAUACCUUGCAUAUGAACAGUUGAAGGUAGAUGAAAAUUCUUUAUACUCCUGUAUCGGAAUUGCCGGGGCUCAGGCUGGAGAAGAAGUUUCAGCUUCUUUAGAAGAGGAAGAAUCUGUUGAAGGCCUUCAUGGUGUUAUUCCUUCGGGGCGUGGUUCAUCCACAAUGACACUGCCAACUACUUAAUCUUCCUGGAUCCCAUAUUGGGUCUUGUGUUGUAAAAAGAGAUUGAGCUUUAUGAGGUUGGCACUGAUGUGAAAGUAUGGGUGGAUUCUCAAAUUGCUUUCCGUGAAGGAUUUAUAAAAAUCUUAUGAGACCGUUAUGAAUUGUUGUCAUCUUGAGCUACCCAGUGCACCUCUCUCUAUGAUCUUGUGACGGUCCAAAGGAUUAAUGUGCUUCAGGGUGAAAUGGAUGCAAGAUGAAAUUGAUUUUUUCUUCAAUUAGAACAUCUCAGAGGGUUGUUCGUGCUGGUUGAAAAGCCAAUUUUUUUAUAUUACACUUACCAAGUCAAGUUGAUAUCAUUAUUGAUAUAGUUGUAAUCAACAAGAAUGGGUCCAACUAUUGUUUCCUUGCUUUGCUAGGUUGGAAAGCCAAAUAUGUUGUUGUAUUACAUUUACCAGUCGAGUCAGUUUCAUUGUUGAUAUACACAAAAUUACCAAGUUUAAUAAAAUUUCCCUCAACCAUUGUAUUA